GUCCCUGCCUCUUUUAUAACUUGCCACCGUCGUGUGCGGAUCGUGAAGUGCUCCCUGCUAACGUCAAACUUCUCAACAAAAAUGGCAUCAAACGGCGGAAAACUUCCCUACAAAGUUGCUGACAUCUCCUUGGCGGAGUUCGGUCGCAAGGAGAUCGUUCUGGCCGAGCAUGAGAUGCCUGGCCUGAUGGAGAUGAGGAAGAAGUAUGGUUCCACCAAACCCCUGAAGGGAGCCCGCAUCGCUGGCUGCCUGCACAUGACCAUUCAGACAGCUGUCCUCAUAGAAACACUGACGGAGCUUGGGGCUGAGGUUCAGUGGUCCAGCUGUAACAUCUUCUCCACCCAAGACCACGCGGCGGCCGCCAUGGCCAAGGUUGGCGUCCCCGUCUAUGCCUGGAAGGGCGAGACUGACGAGGAGUACAUCUGGUGCGUUGAUCAGACCAUUGUCUUCCCUGACGGACAGCCCCUCAACUUGAUCCUCGACGACGGCGGGGAUCUCACCAACCUGGUGCACGAGAAAUACCCACAGUUUCUACCAGGCAUCAAGGGUCUGUCUGAAGAGACCACCACCGGUGUCCACAACCUGUACAAGAUGAUGAAGGAAGGCAAACUGAAAACACCAGCCAUCAAUGUCAACGAUUCCGUCACAAAGAGCAAAUUCGACAACCUGUACGGCUGCCGCGAGUCCCUCGUCGAUGGCAUCAAGCGAGCGACGGACAUCAUGCUUGCCGGCAAGGUCUGCGUGGUGGCCGGGUACGGCGACGUCGGCAAGGGGAGCGCCCAGUCGCUGAGGGCGUUUGGCGCUAGGGUCCUGAUCACCGAGAUUGAUCCCAUCAUCGCCCUUCAGGCAGCUAUGGAAGGCUAUGAAGUUACCACGAUGGACGAUGCCUGCUCCAGGGCUAGCAUCUUCGUCACGGCAACGGGAUGCGCCAACAUCAUCACCGCGGAGCACUUCCCGAAGAUGAAGGAGAAUGCCAUCAUCUGCAACAUCGGUCACUUUGACUGCGAGCUGGACCUCCAGUGGCUUGAGGACAACGCUACCAAGGAUAACAUCAAACCCCAGGUUGACCGCUUCACUCUUCCCAGCGGCCGUCACCUGAUCGUCCUGGCCGAGGGUCGUCUGGUCAACCUUGGGUGCGCCAUGGGUCAUCCCAGCUUUGUUAUGUCCAACUCCUUCACCAACCAGGUGCUGGCCCAGAUUGAGCUGUGGACCAAGUCUGACCAGUACCCUCUGGGUGUCUACAUGCUGCCCAAGAAGCUUGACGAGGAGGUUGCUCGUCUCCAUCUCGACCACAUCGGCGUCAAGUUGACCACUCUCACCAAGAAGCAGUCAGAGUACCUUAGCAUGCCGGUAGAAGGCCCCUACAAGCCGGAGUUCUAUCGCUACUAAGACGGGAACCAGGACAGGGACGGCGCCACGAGACUUACUGACGUCACACCUGUGUUGACUGCACUGCAUUCUGGGAGCUAGGUGGGGGGACAUGUGGGGAAUAGAUACAUUAGGCUCCGCCCACUCUCUCCCUCUUCAAUGCCACGCUGCGUGUUCCUAACACAGCACCAAGCUUCUAGAAUGCAAUGGAGUGAACAUCGGGUCUCGGAAUGUCUUUCUUGACUUUUGUUUUUCCUAUGGAAUUAUACAACUGAGCUUAGUCUGUUCAGGGUACAUUUGUUACCAAAGAACUAACUGAUUUGAAACUCUAGUAAACCUACGAUUAGGAGAAAACGUUUAUUUGACACCAAUGCUGAACUCGUGUAAAACUUGGAAAUUAUUGAUAAUCAUUAACAUAGCAACCGGGAGACGGUCUCGUCAAGCAAUAUAAAACAUUGUUGCCAUGGUUACCAAUGAAUAGCCAAAUCCAAUGUGCAUGUCAAUUGCUGUUCAGGCCAUUUUCUCGGUUAUCCUGAAAGUUUGUGGUUUGUAAAGGGCGCCCUCAACAAUAAUACAUGAUGAAAACGCAACUGGGCUUUGAUUGUACUGUGAUCUACAAUGUAUUCAUUCCUGUAUGGUUGUAACUAUUCUGUUCGUGAACAUUUUGGAAUGAUGCAACUUGAGUAGAUACUUACCUACCAUACCCCCCCCCCCCCAUAGAUUUUAGAUUUUCAUUCGAGUUGGUUUACUGAUAUGCUUGAAGUUUUCAGAGGUGACCAUAAGUUGCACUGUUUUAGCAGCUUCAGUUUUAGUCCUAGCAGCUUUUAACCGCUUUUGUGUUUUCCACUUAAAACAUUUUUGAUAUAUGAAAAAAGCCUUGAUCUGGUGGAUGUUUUGUAUUCCAGAGUUUGUGUACCUAAGUGAUUGAAAAUCAACGUAGUCUUUGUUUUGAAAAGUGUUUUAUUUCAUGAUUUACUUCAUACACAGCAAAUUAUAUUAACAAAUUUGAAUUAAUUAUUCAAAUCAUGA
Molecule: messenger RNA, 2397 nt
Organism: Patiria miniata (bat star)
Lineage: Eukaryota; Metazoa; Echinodermata; Asteroidea; Valvatida; Asterinidae
Gene: ahcy
Product: adenosylhomocysteinase B-like
Exons: 8
Coding region: 82-1389 (435 amino acids)
Biological process (GO): L-methionine cycle
Cellular component (GO): cytosol
Molecular function (GO): adenosylhomocysteinase activity
Source: RefSeq, a predicted model, not a curated record